GAAGAAUCUCCUCUAUAUUGUUCUCCAUUUCUUUCAUAUAAAUGACUCACGAGCCUCAUCGUUGCAUUUCAAUUUUGAGAUUAGUACGCCGGUCUAGAUUUACGUGUAGUAGCUACAUUAGUCACAUGUGCAGGUAGCAAAUUCGGUUAAAAGAUAGUGGUAUUUGUAACGCUUAGAAAAAAGAGUGUCAAAGUCAGCUGUGUACGUAACGUUUUUGAAACUUUGAUAUGUUGAGUUCAUCACACACGCGCGUCGGCCGCCGUGCUAGACGCGUUUCCAGUGAUGACGCGAAUAAUGCAGAACUUGGAGAAAUCAAACGUCAAACAGAAGCAGAAAUGAACAAGUUGGGGGCAAAGAUUGUCAAAGCUGAGAUAAUGGGCAAUACUAAACUUGCCAAAGAAUUAAAAAUUCAAUUAAAAAACGCUAGAGAAGCUGCAAAAAAUGUUCAGACAAGCAAUAUAGGAGAGAUUCAAAAUGUAAUUCUUACAGAAACAGAUUCAAAAGGUAUUGCAAGACCAUUAGAACCCAGAGUUCAAAUUACAAAAUCUUCGCAAAAUAAACGAAGAAGUGCAGGGACAUAUAUUUCUGGUAAAAAAGUGAGACAUUACCUUGAUGAUGAUAAAUACUCAUUAGAAAAUCUGAAUGGAGACAUGGACGAGAUGUUCGAGCAACAAAUUACAAAUGUUAAACUGAAUACUAAACAGAAUGAGAGAGAUCGUUCGCAUGCUAUUAAGGAACACAAACGUUUAUCAAAAUGUUUGGAUGAUUGUCAUUGGUGUGUUGAUUCAAGAUACAUGCUAAAACAUAUGAUCAUUACAAUGGAUUCUGAUAUUUGUUUAAGCCUACCUCAUUACACAUCUUUGACUUCCAAACAUUGUAUAAUAACACCUACUCACCAUAUUGCUUGUCAAUUGCAAUUAGAUGAAAAUAUUUGGGAGAAACUGAAGAUGUUUAAAGAAGCUUUAUAUAAAAUGUUUAUGGAUCAAAAUCUGUAUCCAGUGUUCUACGAAAUUUACAAGAGUCGUCACAAAUUUUCACACAUGAAAUUGGAAUGUGUUCCAUUAAAGAAAAAAAUUGGUGAAUUAGCACCAAUAUAUUUUAAGAAAGCCAUAUUGGAAUGUGAAACAGAAUGGUCAAUGAAUAAAAAGGUAAUCAAUCUUGAACAUAAGGAUGUGCGUAAAGCUAUUCCAAAUGGUCUAUCAUAUUUUAUGGUAGAAUUUGAAAGAAAUAAAGGAUAUGCUCAUGUUAUCGAAGAUGAGCAUAUGUUUCCUACAAAUUUUGCACAGGAAAUUAUAGGCGGAAUGUUAGAUCUAAAUCGGGAUGUGUGGCGAAAACCGAGAAAAGAAAACUUUGAUCAACAACGUGAAAAAGUAUUAAAAUUUUCAGAAAUAUGGAAAAAAUAUGAAUCUGAAAUUAAUAAAUCGUAAUUAAGCACAAAUUUGUAUAUAUAAAUGCAAUUUUUGUAAAUAUAUUUUUUUGUUAUAAAAAUUUUAGUACAGAUAAAGUUUUAUCAUUAUUUAUUUAUUUAAAAUAAAUAUGUGUGUAUGUAAAUAUAUAAUACACAAAUAUAUUACACAAAUGUUUAAUAUAACAUUUUACUGUAGUGUUUAUGUUUAAUAAAAACCUACCACUGGUACUUUUGCACAAUAUUCUUUCAAAAUAGAUGGAAAUAGUGAUAAAACUUUAAAACGUGUUCCCAUUUUAUCUUCAUCCAUUAUCAUAUGAUAUUGAGAUUUUAACGAUUUCUUUCUUUCUUCUGAAACAUUUUUUAAGAGCAUUUGUAAUCUUACAUCAAUUCCAAGGUUUCGUAAAAAGUUGGAUUGAUUUACUGGUCCGAAAGCUAUUAAUCUAUCAUCUUUUUCUGCAAUUUUUUUAAUAGCAGCAAAGUCAACAUCUGCUGUUAAAUCUGCAGUUCCUGGACAUAAUAGUGGAUCAUGUAUUUUGUGCUGAAAAAAUCCACGAAAAGUAUCAGUUUUAUCACCAUUAUGACCAUAAUCACAAAUUAAGGCAAAUCCACCAUGUUCCCAUAAAAAAUCCGCUAUAUAAUCCACUAUUACUAAGGUUUCUGGACUAAUUUCAAUAUGCUCUCUCUUUUCAUCAGCCUGAUAUAUAUAAAGUAGCAGGUGUCGAUGCAUUUGACAAUACGUAACGAAAUUUUUCUUCAUUGCUUCCUUGGACUAUGUCCACUAAAAUUUCACACCAGCCUCUGUCAGUUUUCUGAAAUUUAUGAAUUGGUAACGCAUCAAAAAACUCGUGCAUUAAAAAUAUACUAAAAUUCUUAGGCACAUCCUUAACAGAAUAAUACCAAUAUAUUUUUACUCCAUCUUCUGUAAUACCUUUUCUGUAAUAAUUGACAGAAUUAUCUUUCUUAAAUUCAUUGUUAUUCACAUCAUUUUCUAUAACUGUUUUACAUAAAUUCUUUGCCUGAAUCGAAGACAAAGUAGGACUAAUUUCGACCAAAUGUACCGUUACAUUAUUUAGAGAUUUAAAUUGUUUAUACACCCUUAAUAUAUCUUUAAUUAAAGUUCCUCUACCUGGACCUAGUUCAACAAUUUGGAAAGGACCUUUUGAAAUUUUUUGUGAUUCAUAUUUCAUCCAAAUAGCUAUCAUCUCUCCAAAUAAUUGCGUGAUUUCUGGCGAUGUUAUAAAAUCACCUUGUUUGCCAAAAACGUCUUUGUUCAUGUAGUAUCCUACGAUUGGAUGUGUUAAAACUUCUUUCAUGUAAUCGGAAACUGUAAUAGGUCCGCAGGCUAAAAUUCUCGAGUACAAAUGAUGGUAAAGACUUUGUGGUUUCUUGUCAUUCAAAGUUGAAAAAUUACACGAUGAAUAAAACAAAUAAUGUUGCUGAUAAUUUGGUAACAUUAUCGUAUUGAAUGGUUUACAACAUUUUACAUAUUUUUUAAAUAUUUGAGGACCUUUACAAACCCCCAUAUUGUCAACUCUUCAGCGUGUCCGAAAUAAACAAACUUACAGGUUACAUUAAGUUACAAUUGACUAAAGUUCUCAUUAACUAAAAAGAAAAUUCGUAUUCAAAAUUAUGAAAAUUAUGCGUAUGAAAUUUUUCUGCACAUCAUCAAUUAUGUUCACGAAUAAUUUCGAAUGUAGUAUUUCAUUUAUGUUAGUAGAAAACUAAAUAUUAUUCGAAUCGAUUGUUCGAUGUAUUAGAGCAGAAUUUAUAAAUCUUUAUACAUGCAUUUUCAAGAUAGAAAUCAUAAAAAUUUACAAAUCUUUUAAUUAGCUUCUUUGAAAAUAAAGAUUUGAUCAGUUUUUUUCAGACCAAUCUAGAUACAUUAACUAGAGUUCAAAUAUAUAUAUUGACAUGACAAACUAAUAUAUUAUAUGAUAUAUAUAUUUAUAGAACUCCAUAUAUAGAAUAUGGAGGUUUAUUCCUUUUUAAUUGAUAAUCUUAUAAUAAUUAACGUAAAAACACAAUAAAUGUUAUUUUAUUUAACUUUUCUGUACAAUGAUCAGUUUUCUCAAGCGUUUGACUUUAAAUUAAAUCUCAUAUUUUUGCCAUUCGUUUUCUUCCUUUUUUCUUUUUUAUCGACAUCGCCGCUCAUCUAGUCGUUAAAGAAGGAACUGCCACAAGAAAAGCUAUGUGCUACCAUCUAUUGAAAUUUGUCAAUGAAUUCCACUACUUCCAUUAUCUCCUUUAAAUCACAUCCGAUAUGACAGUAAACGUAAUUUAUUUUUGCAUAAUCAUCGGCACGUGAGAGUAUACGAAAAUCGAAUUGAAAUUAAUCAGCGUCAUGGCUUUUGUGACCGUUACUGGAUCCGCUAUAGAAGUAAAGCGAUAGACGACUGUAAAAUAUAUACAUUCUUAUCAGAUUUAACAAUGAAAUAAAAUCUCAAUCCUCACAAUCUUUAGUUCUCUAUUCUUCCACUUUGAAUGCUCUUAAUUUCAUGGCGCUGCGUGGCUGUCGUCAAAAUUUCUUUGGUACUCCACUAAUUUUUAUUUGCAGAAAAAAGCUGAUUAUUCGCUAAUUAUAUGGUCUAUGAACUUUUAUAAUUACAUCCUCUUCAUUGUAUUCCAAGUUUCCACCUCGUGCCUCAUUUGAUCUGUAAAAUAUAUUUAUGUAUUAUGUAUUAAGGCUUACUAAGUGUUAGGAGAGCCUUAAGAUGUGGGACACGAAAAAACAUCGUAUGUCGGAUCUAUUUUGUCCGUAAUCAAUGCUAUUAACAACUUAAACUGGAUGGUAAAUGCAGUAAAUGACUAGAGAAAAUCUACAAUGUGUCGAUCUGUUACGGAAAAUAAAUGGACACGAAGAUGAAAUUUCAGAAAUCAUUGCCACCGUUAGUUGAAGGCAAAAUUCAUGGUUAUUUGAAGUUUGUUGUAGACGAAGUUAUCUGGUCAAAGAAGAAUUUCGAUGAAAUUGAAGUACUUGUAUCUUGGUGGGGAGAAACUAAUAGAACUGAAUUUAGACUAACAGACAUUACAAAAGAUCUUGCAAGAUCAGAGCAGAAAACAACUGAAAUUUAUGCCAUUCGUACAAAUAUAAAUCUUUUUGAGGAAUAUAUUAAGAAUUGUCAAUAUAUCGAAUUAUUGGUUGUUAGUAAAGAGACCAAUACAAUUAUAGGAACAUCGUGCAUCACAGAUUUAUUAGAGAUCUUUAAAUGUAACUCGUAUUUUAGAUAUGUACCAAUAGUAACUAAUUUUGGAACUAAAAUUGGAGAGAUUCGUGUUUCUAUGAAGUUAGAGUAUAUGACAAAAUACUUUAGUAUGCAAUUAAAGCCACACAAAUCUGAAAGAGAACAGGCUGCUGAUAAUAUAGUACGUUCAACCAGCAAGAAUUUCAAGAAUCAAGAUUAUUUGUUAACUGAUAAAUGUAGCAUUGAUGAACAAGUAAAGUCUAAAGAAAAUGAUACUUACAAAUCUAUUUUAAAAUUGAAAAGGACAGAAUUUCAUGAACCUCUAAAUAAACUUGGUAAUGAAAUAACAGAGAGACUUGUUGCUCAGAUUGUUACAAGAGCUCAAAGACUCAGAGGAAAUUUAUUUAAAGAAAUAUAUGAUGAAGAUGAGUCGAAUUUUAGUGACAAUUCCAUAAAUGAUAGAUUACAAACUGACAUGUCUGCUAAAAAUAAAGAAAAAUUUCAUACAUGUGUUUCGUGCGAAGAUAUGUCAUCUAGUGGAAGUAAAAUAUGUACGUUAAAAUCAACAACUUUGCAUCCAAGUUUGACAAAUCUUGCAUCUAAUAGUUUAAAAAACUAUAGAUAUGAUACUAAGAAUACAACAAAUAUGUCUUCUUCAAGAAUGAAUUCUUUAACAGAAGAUACACUUUCAGAAAAAAGAUUGUGUAUUGAUACGAAAGAUAACGAUAAUAUCUUUUUAUCUGCAACGUAUUUUGCACAAUACGAUAUAGCAUUUGAUCACAUUAAGGAAACUGAAAAAAAAGAAAGUAAAUCUGUAAGAAUAUGUUCCAAAAAACAAAUAAAUCAAGUAAUUUAUUUUAAUCAUAGCAAUAUAUACAGAAUACCAAAACAUUAUACAGCAUUGCAAAUAAAAUUUAAGUUAUUUAUUCGUCAUGUUAAUAAAAAAUCAUUAAUUGAAUUAGGCAAUGCUAUCAUUCAAAUUAAUGAUAUAAAAACUAAAACGUGGAAAUUUGCACAACAUUUAAUUAUACUCAAUAAAGAAAUAAAAACAGGUGAAUUAAACGUAACUAUCGAAUUAGAUUCAGAUUUUAAUCAUUGUGAAAGACAGUGUAUUGAUAAUAUGUCUGUAAAGGAAAACAUUCUCAUUUUGGAUACACCACAGUUACUUAAUGAAACUAGAAAUAAAAGGAGCAAGAAUAUUAUGGAAAAUCAGUCUAAAACAAGUAAUGAAAUACCAUUAAUUUCAGACAGAGUAGUAAACUGUUCAACUAUUGAUAAUAAUUUAGUUACUAUGAAGAGUACUUCACAAUUAGCGAAAAGUAUAGAUAAUAAAGAAAUGGAUACAAAAAGUGAUAAAAAUAAAGUACAAGCUAAGAUUUUACUACAUGGUUUAAUAUACAUAAUUGAAGGAAGGGAACUAUCAGAAUUAAAUACAUAUUUAGUAUGUAGAGCAUUUUGGAAAGAAGAUAAGACUAAAAGUCAAGUCUGUAAUGAUACAAGAAAUCCAUUUUACCAGUUUUGUCAAUUAGUACCUCUUACUUAUGACAGUGAUUUAUUGGAACGUAUUAAAGACAAUUACUUAAUUAUUGAAGUUUAUUCUAAAAAUAAUAAUACAGACAACUUACUGGGAUUAACAAAAUUAUCUGUACAUCAGUUGUAUAUUGCAUAUAGAGAUCCACGAGUAUUGCCUUGUUUAUCAUUGUCAAAGUAUCCUGUGGUGAGUAUAGAUGGAUGGGCACCAAUUGUAGAUCCUGUAAAUGGUCAAUCUUGUGGUCAGUUGCUUGCAUUAGUAGCUCUUGGAACUGCUGAACAAAUUAUGUCAUUAAGGAUGUCAAGAUAUCUAGAAACUAGAAGUACUGCAUCACAGUUUUCUGACCUCACAAAUCAUUCGCAAAAUAGUUCUCAAAUGCAUACUGCCAAUAAAAUUCAAGGAGAAUCAUAUUUUUCAAAUUCGAAAACUCAAGAAUCUCAGACAGAUAUCUCAACUGUUAAAGAAUUCAAGUUCAAUGAAAAAUCACAGGAAGAAAAAGUUUCAAAUUCAGAAUGUUCUAUUUUACAAAAUACAGCUGACUUGACGCAACUUUUAAAUAUUAACAAGAUUAAUAUAGAUGAAGCAACACAAACUGAGAUAAAUUUGGAAAAAAAGCAACAAUCGGAUACAGAACAGAUAUGCUCAAAUGAAUUGAAUUGUAACAACAGUUCUGAUUACAGCGAUAACAAUAGCGUUAAACAUAAUCUUUAUUUACCGAUAGAAAUGUAUAGAAGCGUUGGAGUUGGUGCUGAGUAUAAUGAAGGAAAUGACCAACAACUGACCAGCAAUCACAGUAAUACAACAUUUGAAUCAUCAAUUAUAAAUCAUGUAGAAAACGAAUCAACGAAUUCAACAUGUAGUCAAACAAUGUUUAGAGCUAUUGUGGAGAUUGAGUGUGCAUUGCAUUUGCCAAAAAUAGAGAAAAUUAAUGAAACCAUUGAUCCAAGUACAUAUGUAUCAUUUCAGGCUAGUAAAUCUGAUCAUACAAAACAUUUAAAUUCGUACAUGAUUACUAAUGUAUUCCCACAUAGUUGCAACCCUAAAUGGAACUGGAAAUGUGAUACUAAAUUACCGACAGAACUACUUUUACAUGAUAAGAAGAGAUUGAUUUUAAAAAUUUGGCGUAUAUUAGAUACAAAUAUCAGCAUGGAAAUAAACUUAGAGAAAGAUAUUGUUAUUGGAUUUUCUGCUAUUGAUCUUUCUGUUUUAAUUAGUGGCUUUCCAACGGUAUCUGGUUGGUUUCAUGUAAUGGACUUCACUGGAAAAUGCAAUGGACAAAUUAAAGUAUGCAUAACACCAUUAGAUAAUUUAUCGUUAUUUAGUAAAUUAAUGACAUCAUUAAAUACAACCCGACCAGCAUAUUCUAUGUCACAAUUAAAUUGGGUUCCAUUGCAUGUUUACGAAGCACAUUCUUAUGAUAUAGAAAAAGAUAAAACGAAUAAUUCAUCAAUAGUUAUACAGGAAGAAGAGAAACCAGUACAUAAUGAAAAUCAAUCAAAUGAUUCUGUUACUCAUACUGAUUUUGAAGAUGUAUCUAUGUCAUUUUUAUCUUUAUCUUUAAAACAAAAAUUGACUGAAUUAGAUGAAAUUACAAAACGUCUAGAAUCACGAUUACGUGAUGUUACAAAUACGGCUUUUGAAGAUGAUUUGGAGAAUGAAUUUGAACUAAACGAAUCAAACAGUGAUAAUGAAAAUAACGAUUGUAAAAUUAUCACACCAAUAUUAUCUAUUGCCACAAAAGAUCACAAUAGCAAAAUGUAUCAUAAUACAAAUACUAGAGAAAAUGAAGACCAUAACGUAUCAAAUGAAACUAGCAAUCAAAAUAUUUUGCCUGAAAUGUAUAUUAGUUACAACAAUGCAAUUAGUUCUUCUAAAAUAUUGAAUUCUUAUAGUAAGCAAAAUUUAUCAAAUGACAAUUCUGAAAUGGAACAAAGUGAAUAUUUAGUGCAAAAUAGUAGAACAUUGGACAAUACUUUCUCUGACUAUCCAGAACGAGGAACAAAAGCGCAUAUAAAUUAUUUACUUGAUAAGCUAUCUCUACAAAUUCCUGCAGAAUCAUGUUUGACCAAGACUAUACCAAUGGGAAAAAAUAUUAUUAAUUUAUUAACACAUUUACCAGAUAAUAAUAAUUUACAAAACAGUAAUAAAUGUAAUCAAGAACAUAAAACAUCUACAUUACAUACUCAAAUGGAUGAACAAACUAAAAAAAAUUUGGAAAAUCCAGUAACAAGUUGUGCGACCAAUAUAGAAAUUGAUACAUAUGAUAAAAGUUCAUCUCGGACAUCCAUGCAUUCACAAAUUUCUAAUAAAAUGUCAAAAGUGAUUCGUGAAGAAUUAAUUGCUGAAGAAAAUAGCAAUACAUCUAAAUGCGAUGAAUUAACAACAUAUCUUGUAACUUCAAAUGUUCGCCAUAUGGAUUUAAAUAAUAUUUGUAAUCCAUUUUUAUAUCAACAUUUAGUGCCUGACUUACAUUAUUCACAUACACCGUUUGAAGAAGAAAAUAUUAAACAAUUGGAUAAUCGAUAUAGUAAAGUUUUUACUAAAUCAAUAAGUAACAGAUUAAAUAGAAUACAUAGUUUAAUAGAAACUAAUUUGUCUUUAGAAAAUGCUGAACAUUUUAAAACACCAUCUGGAGUGUCGGAAAAUAUAUUAUCUGUGCUCCAUAAUACUAAUUACAAUGAUCUGUUAGCAAGUAAUAGUACAGAAUCUACUACAACUAUAUCACUUAAUAAUUCAAUGAUAAAAUCGAUUGAUUCAGAAGUAGUUGAAAAUAGUGAUUCUAUAUCCUCUAAAACAUCUGUUCUUGUGUUUUCAAGACAAGCUCCUGAUGGUGGUAAUCCUAUAGAAGAUAAUAAAAAACCAUUAAUUACACAACAGGAUGAAGUUCUUCAUUUAUCAUCGAAUGAUUAUAAUUAAUAUGUAAAUCUAUUACACUCAUAAUUACAAUCAUAAAUUACAUUUACAAGUAUAUAUUUUUUUUAAUUAUAUUAGAAAUAUUUUUUUAUUGUACACAGUAAAUAGAUGUGAAAGUAAAAUUCUAUAUACAUUUUAAUACAUCUAUUUAAACAAAAGUAGGUAUUAUAUUUCAUACAUAGUUUAUUAUUUUACAAUUUGUAUAUAAUUUCUAAUUAUUAAUUAAUAACUUAUAUAAUAUUUAAAUCUUGUUGAUACAUUAAUAUAGAGAUAAUAUUGAUUAAUCUUUUUAUUAAAAGUAAUAUUUGUAUAAAAUGAUUAUUAUAUUUUAUAAUAUCAGUAUAGGAGAAUGUAUUAUAUAUUUAUUACCAAUUUAAGAAAUAUAUUAUUUAGAAUAUGUGCUUUAUAGAAAUAUACAUAAUUUAACUAAUUUUGUAUAUUUUUUCAAAAUUAUUAAUUCUAAAAUAUAUGAAGAAUUAUAAAAUAUAUAAAAAUUUUCUUUAAUAAAAAAAAAAUUCAAAAUUUCAUAGGUAUCCAUAAUAUAUAUAUAUAUAUUAAAAUUAAAUUUUACUUGCUUUGCCAGAUUUUUAAAACAAUAAAUUUUAUCUUAGUAUAAAGUAUGUAGCAUAAGUUAAUUUAUUCAUUGAAGUAAGUAGAAAGAUAAGCUUCCUUUCGUAUCCAUUGUAUAGCUCCUUUAGGAUGCAUCAACCAUAUUUUUGCAGUUGUAGUGUCAUGUUGAUGCAUGAUUGAACAGUCCCGUAUUUUCUAAAAUAAAUAUGAAUAAACAUAAAAUGUAUGCUCAUUUGUGUAUAUAUUUGAAAUAAAAUUUUACCUGGAAUUUUUCUAAUUUUCUUCGAUUGAAUCUUGUUUCCUUCUCAUAUUUUUUAUUCAUGCACGAUCUACAUAAAGAUAUUUCAUUUUGUAAUUGCCAAUAAUCGCCAAUUGGUUUCUUCCCACAUAUCUUGCAAAUAUCUGUGUUUCGACUACAACAUUUAAGAUUCACUCCAAGUUUCAUUUUCACUCUACCACCAAAACUAUGUUCUAAUAUGGGUUCCUUUCUUUUAAUACUAACAUACAUUCCUGGACUAUAUGCAUUAAAUAUUAUUCUAUGCACACGCGAUACAUAAUUCUUACAACUAUUCCAAUUAUACUAUUAUCAUACCCUGGAAUUGUAUUGCUAAUAAACGUCUGUCUUUUACUGUUCGAAUCAAAUGGAUACUUUGAUUUGUGUGUUAUCUUAGGAAACGUGAAAGUAUUGUAAUCUAACGGUGAUGGGUAAUGAUCUCUGAGUUCCUUUUUUAUAGCAAAUCUAGCAACGCCACUGUAACCUUUUUUACUGAUGCUAUAGGAACAGGGCUAAAAUAA
Messenger RNA from Heterotrigona itama, 10399 nucleotides. Lineage: Eukaryota; Metazoa; Arthropoda; Insecta; Hymenoptera; Apidae. The record is from the annotation of a GenBank genome assembly.